UUAUUUUGUGGUGCUUUCCUUUCCAGUACCGCUAACCAAACUUGCCACCGGGCGCUAGGCGAGAUAUAAUGCGAAUUCUGGUGAUAUUAUGGCAUCGAACCCCCUGAAAACGUGUGCCAUUUUUGUGUUUAAUAAAUUGUCGUUUGGCAGCAGCUUCCGAGUUCUCGAUUAGUGAAAUUAGAGUGCCGGACAAUGCUAUUCAGUUAGCCCGAGGUUGUUGCUAACUGGCUAGGGAAGUUAGCCGGUUAGCUAGCAAGCCGCGGCGUCAGCUCGCUGGAGGCUGAUUUCUUGUUUCGCGCAUUUCAAGCCUGUUCGACCUCUGAAAACUGUUUAACGGACAGAUAAACGAAAAGGUUAGAUUGUAGCUUCGCCAAUGUCAAAUACAAAAGACUGAAACUUCCAUAAUCCGCUUUUAAAAUGGAGAGUCAACAGUGUUUCGCCUAAGCGGCUGCUUUCUGCAAACGCUGCUCUUUUGUUUUGACAAAGGAAGAGGACCUGAGUUUAUUUCUUCUUAUUUUUAACAGUUCACAUCAGGCGGUGGGAUAGUUUCUCUGGCUGUUGUUUUGUUUUGGCAAAUGGCUCCACAGAAGCAGAGCUCCUCAGGUGGAAGCCACCCGGUGGGUUUUGGUUCUGGAGGAAAAGCCAACGGGUUAUACCAGUCCUCCUCCUCUUCCUCGGCGAUGGCUGUAGCUAAGAAGCCCAACAUGCAACUCAUUCAAGCCGACCACGAGUUGUUCCUGCAGGCCUUCGAGAAGCCUACACAAAUCUACAGGUUCCUCCGCACCAGGAACUUGAUCGCUCCUAUAUUCUUGCACAGGACACUCACCUAUAUGUCCCACAGAAACUCAAGGAAUAAUGUCAAAAGGAAAAGCUCCAAGGUUGACAAUCUGUUGUUCAAAGUGGAAAAGAUGCGAGGCGAACAGGAGACUCACAGCUUGGCCUCUAAUUUGCAGCUCACCUUUACUGGCUUCUUUCAUAAAGCUGGAAAGCCAUCUCAGGACAGUGAGAAUGAGCAGAACUCUGUAUCUCUGGAGGUGCUGCUGGUCAAAGUCUGUCACAAGAAGAGGAAGGAUGUGAGCUGUCCAGUGAAGCAAGUCCCCACAGGGAAGAAGCAGGUUCCUCUGAACCCCGACACCAGCGCCGGAGUCUCGGCCAAGCCGGGCUCCUUCCCCUCGCUGCUGGUUCCCAGCAGCGAGUUUGAACCCAGCAACUCUCACAUGGUCAAAUCCUACUCGCUGCUCUUCAGAGUGUCAAGGCCCGGCUACCCUCGGACUCAGGUCAACGGCCUGGCCAACGGAGAGCACCACAACAACAGAGAAUUUACAGAAGAAGUGGUAAACAGGAAGAGGAGGAGCUCCUGUCUCAGGGAGGAGGGAGAAACCACAUUUGUGGCUCAGAUGACUGUCUUUGAUAAAAACAGACGUCUGCAGUUGCUAGAUGGGGAGUAUGAGGUGUCUAUGCAAGAGAUGGAGGAGUGUCCCGUCAAUAAGAAGAGGGCAACCUGGGAGACCAUCCUGGACGGAAAGCGUUUGCCUCCAUUUGAGAGUUUCUCCCAGGGUCCCACCCUGCAGUUCACCCUGCGCUGGACCAGCGGCGACUCCGAUCUCUCCACUGCACCCGUGGCUAAACCUCUGGCCACCCGCAACUCUGAGACCAACCAGGAGCCCCGACCCGGCUCCCUGAGAGCCCCACACACUCUGGCUGUUAAAGAAUCCUUAAAUGCCGAUGUGCAAACCAGAAGAGAACUGAUCUCAGCUGAGCCCCGGCAGAAGCUGCGCAUCUUCUACCAGUUCCAGUACAACAACAACACGCGGCAGCAGACGGAGGCCAGAGACGACCUCCACUGUCCCUGGUGUACCCUUAACUGCAGGAAGCUCUACAGUCUGAUCAAACACCUCAAACUCUCUCACUCCCGCUUCAUCUUCAACUACGCGCACCAUCCUAAAGGAGCGAAGAUCGAGGUCUCCAUCAACGAGUGUUAUGAUGGUUCGUAUGCAGGAAACCCUCAGGACAUCCACAGCCAGCCGGGCUUCGCCUUCAGCAGGAACGGCCCGGUCAAGAGGACCGCCGUCACCCACGUUGUCGUCUGCAGACCCAAGAGGACGAAGCCGAGCCUGUCGGAGUUCCUGGAGCCGGAGGACGGUGACCAGGAGCCGCCCAUCAUCAGCGGACACAACCGCCUCUACUUCCACAGCGACAGCUGCGUGCCGCUCCGGCCUCAGGAGAUGGAAGUGGACAGCGAGGACGAGAGGGACCCCGACUGGCUCAAAGAGAAGACUGCCAAGCAAAUCGAGGACUUCACUGACGUCAACGAGGGGGAGAAGGAGAUCAUGAAGCUGUGGAACCUCCACGUCAUGAAGCACGGCUUCAUAGCGGACAACCAGAUGAACGAGUCCUGCCUGCUGUUUGCCGACCACCACGGCGUCCACAUCGUCAAGAACAACCUCUGCCGCAACUUCCUGCUGCACCUGAUCAGCAUGCACGACUUCAACCUGGUGAGCACGCAGACCAUUGACCAGGCCAUGGCCCGCCUCCGCCUCCUGCAGAGCCAGGGCGCUCACAGGGACAAGGGGGAGGGGGGGGAGGAGGAGGAGGAAGAAGAGGAGGACUGGGAGACGGCCGUGGAGUCCCAGCCGGAGCCGGAGCUGGACCCAGAUCCCGAUCUCGACCCAUCUGAGUACACGCCGUGCAACGACGAGAUCGCCAGCGGCUGCGCGGAGAAGGGAAACCAGCAGGAGGAGAGUGGGGGGGCCGCGACAGAAAAGCCGAGCACCGGGCAGUCACUCUCUCCGGUUCUGGGUCGGUUUUAAACUGAAUUUAAACACACAUUACAGCAAAGAUCCCCCCCCCCCUCC
Molecule: messenger RNA, 2855 nt
Organism: Sander lucioperca (pikeperch)
Lineage: Eukaryota; Metazoa; Chordata; Actinopteri; Perciformes; Percidae
Product: polycomb protein suz12-B-like
Exons: 16
Coding region: 576-2810 (744 amino acids)
Cellular component (GO): ESC/E(Z) complex; nucleus
Molecular function (GO): chromatin DNA binding
Source: RefSeq, a predicted model, not a curated record